ACGAGGACAGAUUCAUUAUCAGAUUCAACAACUUAAAAGAUUGUUUCACGAGGACCUGGGUCUGCAUUCGACAAUCGGAAUCUGUUCUUACAGGAUUGUUGGUGGAAAUAAUAACGAUUGAUCGAGAAAAGGAUAAGAAAUGAAGAAAAGGCUUCUUUAUCAGUCGAAACAUCCAUUUGAUCCAUGUUCUUUCGAGGCGUUCUGCUCGGGAACAUGGAAGGGUGUGGAUCACUUAAAGAUCGAGGACGGGAUGAUGGCGAUGCAUUUCUCGGAUAACGGGUAUAUGAUAGACGGAAAACGCGCUUUCCAGAGGCUCCGUUUAAGGUCAAGAAGGGCGAAUUUGGUCGACUGUACCUGCUUUCUAAGGCCCGGUAUUGAUGUUUGUGUUCUGUAUCCUGUCCGGAGAAUAGGCAUUUCUGACAAAGAAACUCUGGAACAUGACCUUGAACCGGUUUGGGUCGAUGCUAAGAUCGUUUCGAUAGAGAGGAAUCCCCAUGAAUCCGAAUGCUCGUGCAAGUUUUACAUCAACAUAUACAUCGAUCAAGGCUGCAUCGGGUCGGAGAAGGUAAGAAUGAAUCGAGAUCCUGUAAUUGUCGGCCUAAAUCAUAUUUCCAUCCUCCAGAAGUUUUUCAAGCAACAGAGCGAGGACCGACCUUACAGGUGGCACUUCUCCGAGGAUUGUCCUUUGCUCGUGAAAACAAGGCUAACGUUAGGCAAGUUCUUGCCCGACCUUUCGUGGUUACUCGUCGCAUCAGUCAUGAAACGGAUUUCGUUUCACAUAAGAACGAUCCGAGAGAAGCUAGUUUACCAGAUUAUAACCGAUAACGAAUACGGCGAAGGAAGUAGUUCUAUGCAUGCUGUGAAUUUCACAGUGCAGAAUGGCGUUUCGUUAUCUAAAGUUGUCGAAUUCAACCCUGCGGAUACGGUUGAGGAGGAAACCGAAAGUCCCAUCGUUAAGCAAGAAACCGAUCUUUACCCUUACGACGGGGUAAUAGAGCUACGUCGGUCCAAAAGAAGAAAUGUAAGGCCGGAUAGAUUCUUGGGCUGCAGUCUUGAUUCAAAUGAAGGUUGGAUUCGGAUGAUGCCAUAUCGGUAUAACAAAUGGAGUAUAGACGAGGAAGAUAUCGAGUAUGAUGUCGAGGAUGAUGACGAGGAUGGAGAGGAUGACGAUGAUUUGUAUGUGCCAUUGUCGCAUUUGUUCGGGAAAAAGGGAAGAGCUCCUCAAGAACGGGACAAGGGAAACACGAAAGCGUCGAGUAAGGACAAGAAAGGACGGAUUCUGCUACUGGAAGGUCGGGAGAAAACGAAGAACACGGGAAGAAUGUAUGGCCGGAGAGAAGGUAAGUCCGAACUUUCGAUGAUUCCUUUCACUCCGACGUUCGAACCCAUACCUCUCGAGCAGUUUGGUCUCAAUGCCGAUUCUUGGGGUGGUGGUUUCUCGAGGAGUAAUUAUAUGGAAGCGAUAGAUAAGUAUCGUAGUAAAGCUGUGAAGCAUGGGAAAAAACUGAUGUCUGAUUUGGAAGAAAUGGAAUCUGAUCUGUGUUGGAAAGGCAGCAUCGGGAAAUCGGUUCAGAGAAGAAAAUCGCAUUCCCGCUCCAUAGUUCUGAAAACAGACGAUAUCGACGGGCCAAAGAUCCAUACAAAGAAAACGUUAAGUGCGGGUGCUUAUAAUAAGCUGAUCGAUUCGUAUAUGAAGAACAUUGAUUCGACGAUUGCUGCUAAGGACGAGCCAACUAAUGUUGUUGAGCAGUGGGAAGAGUUGAAGAAGGUGAAAGCGUCCUCGAAACAGAAUGGAGAAAACGACGAAACCUCGAGUGAGGAAGACGAUGGAGAGACAUCGGAGAAUGAGAUGUUGUGGAGAGAAAUGGAACUUUGCUUGGCUUCGAGUUACAUCCUCGAUGACAAUGAGGCGAGAGUUGACAACGAGGCGAUCCAAAAAUCGAACGGGGGCUGCGAACACGAUUAUCGACUGGAUGAAGAAAUCGGGCUACUGUGCAGGUUAUGCGGACACAUCAAAACAGAGAUAAAACAUGUUUCCGCACCUUUUGCCGAACAUAAGAAAUGGACCACCGAGAAAAAGCAGAUCGAUGAAGAUGAUAUCAGGACGACCAAUGUAGGGCAAGACAGGAACACCGAGGAUCUGAAUAUGUCCGCUGAUCACGCUUCAUCCUCGGAGUUACCCUUGGGAGAAGAAAACGACAAUGUCUGGUCGCUGAUACCCGAACUUAAAAGAAAAUUGCAUUUGCACCAAAAACGAGCUUUCGAGUUUCUAUGGAGAAACCUCGCAGGGGCCAUGGUACCUGCGGAAAUGGACCCGAGCUCGGAUAAUAUUGGUGGCUGCGUGAUAUCUCAUUCCCCUGGGGCUGGGAAAACUUUCCUGAUCAUCGCUUUCCUCGCUAGCUACUUGAAGCUUUUUCCGGGCAAGAGACCGUUAGUUCUUGCCCCGAAGACAACCUUGUACACAUGGUACAAAGAGUUCAUCAAGUGGGAAAUUCCGGUACCGGUGCAUCUGAUCCACGGUCGGAGAACCUACUGCGUUUUGAAGCAGAACCCGAUUCCGAUCAAAGGUUUCCCGAAACCGAGCCAAGACGUAAUGCAUGUUCUGGACUGCUUAGACAAGAUACAGAAAUGGCACUCUAAUCCGAGCGUUCUCGUCAUGGGAUACUCGUCGUUUCAGACAUUGAUGAGGGAGGAUUCGAAGUUAGCUCACCGGAAAUACAUGGCUAAGGUGUUGAGAGAGAGCCCGGGGCUACUGGUUCUAGACGAGGGGCACAACCCGAGAAGCACAAAAUCGAGAUUACGCAAGGCGUUGAUGAAAGUCGAUACCGAUUUACGGAUACUGCUUUCGGGUACGUUGUUUCAGAACAAUUUUUGCGAGUACUUCAACACGCUUUGCUUGGCUAGACCCAAGUUUGUUCAUGAGAUUCUAAUGGAGUUAGACCAGAAAUUCAAGACCAACCAAGGUGUGAACAAAGCUCCUCACUUGCUGGAGAACCGAGCUCGGAAAUUCUUCCUCGAUAUCAUUGCCAAGAAGAUCGAUUCGAGCGUCGGAGAGGAACGGCAUCAGGGUCUGAACAUGUUGCGGAACAUGACCAAUGGUUUCAUCGAUGUUUACGAAGGAAACGGGAGCGGAGAUGUACUCCCGGGUUUGCAGAUAUACACGUUGUUGAUGAAUUCCACCGAUGUACAGCAUCGGGUUUUGAUGAAGCUUCAGAACAUAAUGUCGACCUUCCAUGGAUACCCCCUCGAGCUCGAGCUUCUGAUAACGUUAGCAGCUAUUCAUCCAUGGCUGAUAAAAACGUCGACCUGCGUCAGCAAAUUCUUCAACCCUCAAGAACUCGCAGACAUCGAGAGGCUCAAGUACGACGCGAAGAAAGGGUCGAAGGUCAUGUUCGUGCUAAACCUCGUCUUCCGGGUGGUUAAACGAGAGAAAAUAUUGAUCUUUUGCCACAACAUUGCCCCGAUCAACCUGUUCCUCGAGCUAUUCGAGAACGUUUUCCGGUGGCGGAGAGGUCGAGAGAUCUUGACACUGACGGGAGAUCUGGAGCUCUUCGAGAGAGGAAGGGUCAUCGACAAGUUCGAAGAACCGGGCGGGACGGCACGUGUGUUGCUUGCCUCGAUCACGGCUUGCGCGGAAGGCAUCAGCCUGACCGCUGCUUCUCGGGUCAUCAUGCUGGAUUCGGAGUGGAACCCUUCGAAGACGAAGCAAGCCAUAGCUCGAGCUUUCAGGCCGGGACAGCAAAAGGUCGUGUACGUCUACCAACUCUUGGCCCGGGGGACGCUCGAGGAAGACAAGUACAGGAGAACGACGUGGAACGAGUGGGUGUCGAGUAUGAUUUUCAGCGAGGAAUUCGUGGAGGACCCGUCGUUGUGGCAAGCCGAGAAGAUCGAAGACGACGUUCUCAGAGAGAUCGUGGAGGAAGAUAGAGUGAAAUCGUUCCAUAUGAUCAUGAAGAACGAGAAGGCUUCCACUGGUUGAAGUGUUUCGGACAAGAAGAUGUCAGUAAACACUGCUUGUUGUGUAAUGUAAUAAUAUAUGGAACCAACUCCCUGUUUCUGUGAAAUAAAUAAGUUGUAGGAUCGGAGAAUAUUAAAAAAAAAUAAGCAUUUAGGUUAAUGCAAUUCCCCCG
Messenger RNA from Tarenaya hassleriana, 4130 nucleotides. RefSeq names its product SNF2 domain-containing protein CLASSY 2-like. Gene Ontology annotation, molecular function: ATP-dependent chromatin remodeler activity; ATP binding. The record is from RefSeq and is a predicted model, not a curated record. NCBI's taxonomy places the organism in Eukaryota, Viridiplantae, Streptophyta, Magnoliopsida, Brassicales, Cleomaceae. Gene Ontology annotation, biological process: gene silencing by siRNA-directed DNA methylation. The transcript has 7 exons. Bases 140 to 3979 code for a protein of 1279 amino acids.